Penicillium verrucosum is the source of this 468-nucleotide messenger RNA. RefSeq lists its product as uncharacterized. Bases 1 to 468 code for a protein of 155 amino acids. The record is from RefSeq and is a predicted model, not a curated record. The transcript is spliced from 3 exons. NCBI's taxonomy places the organism in Eukaryota, Fungi, Ascomycota, Eurotiomycetes, Eurotiales, Aspergillaceae.
AUGGUUGUUUUCGACACUGCACCUGGAGCUUCUCGACAGCUUCACCUAUGGACCAUUCACUUGGUCCCAUCUCUGGCUUCGGUGCCUGGAACCCAGCUUGGUUCCGAAUCAUCGUUUGACGGUUUUCGACAAAUCGUCCCCAUAUCGUCCACUAACGAUGACAACAAGGGACAACGAGAGACUCCUCCAAACGCAUCACAGAUCCCUAUCAAAAGCCUCAAUCAACAAGACCUAGAGUCGUUACGCAUCCUAUUCCCGAGAGCAAUCGGCGCCCAGUUACUGAUCACAGGCUUCCUUCGCAUGUUGUUCGAUAGCACCGCAGAGGUGGAGCGGACCUACAACCUCGGCUACCCGGGUGAGGUAGGCGGGCUUAUUGUACUUCUAGAUACGGCAAAGUUUAGUGCAAUAGCCCAGAAGAUCGAAUCCGGUGCAGCUGUCUCGGAUACAGAGAUUAUGAGACUGGUUUAA